Drosophila innubila is the source of this 2005-nucleotide messenger RNA. RefSeq lists its product as uncharacterized. Bases 382 to 1689 code for a protein of 435 amino acids. The record is from RefSeq and is a predicted model, not a curated record. The transcript has 4 exons. Lineage: Eukaryota; Metazoa; Arthropoda; Insecta; Diptera; Drosophilidae.
GGCGAAACUUUUGGCAGUCUUUGAGAUACCAUGACGUAGCUUGGACAGAACGUAAUCACAGCCAAGUGAACUGAACUGAUUAAAAAGCCAAGUGAAAAUCCAAAUACAAAAAACUUGAAAAGAAAACAAAACAAAAAUUGAAUUUGAAAAAGAAAAACGCAGUAAAAGCUCUUGAAGAAUUGUAGAAAUAAAGACGCGUUGAUAAUUGUGCCAGGCAGAAAGCACGCCACACACAGACAACGUGCUGUGUGUGAGUGUGUGUGUUGUUGUUGUGUUGAAGGAAGGUUAUUCAACUUGAGACUUGAGCAGAGCAGCACUAUCAAAAUUCAAAUCUAAAGUAUACAUAUGUAUAUAUAACUUCAAUAUCAAAUACCAAAUAAAAUGAGCAAUCUACGCAUUUGUAAGGCCAUGUCGCUGCAUCCCAGUGCUAAUAUAGCUGGAAGUCAUGCUGGAACUGGAAAUGGAACUGCAACUGGAACCAGUUCCAGGAAAUGCCUGAUGGGCUGCGAGGCGAGCGCAUUGGAAUUACGUCGAUUUCCAGUGCACGAUAUCAAUCGCUGCAACUUUUGGCUUCGUCAUUUCGGAGUAAGCGAGGAAUUGGUAAAGGAACUCGGCGGUCUGAAAAAGCUGCGCAUUUGCUUCAGGCAUUUUAGUGAGCGUAUGGCGAUGGCCAAAACGCGCAUCAAGACGACACCGCUGCGUGGCAACAACAACAACAAGCACAACAUAACAACAACAACAGGAACAGGAACAGCAGCAACAUCUGCUAUAACAACAACAACAACAGUUGCAGCAACAACAAGUGUUAAGCCUAUGGCCGAUAGCACAACAAUAGAAUUGGUCGAUAGCUGCAGCGGAGAUUCCCAAAAGCAGACAAAUCCGAAGAAGUCGGUGACUACGAUAACGCCAGUUGCAGUUUCAGUUCCAGUUGCAGUUCCAGUUAAAGUUCCAAUUGCACAACGCUCCCACUCCAUUUGCUCCUCUUCAUCUGUUUCAUCCAUCAGUUCCGACUACGAGGCGAGCAUGCCGCUUUCAGCCCUGGUAGAUGCACAUGGUCAAAACGGCAUGGCCAAAACUUCAAAUGGUUUGGCCAAGAAGCGUAAACUCUAUUUGAUAACGGAGAAAUCGGAUGAGAAGAAUGGAAAUAGCACAACAAAUGGACAAAAGCGAAAAAUGUUUGUCGUUGUGGAGCAGGAAAAGGAUACGGCAGCCAAGAAACUUAUGAUUGUCACCGAUAAAUCAAAGGCGAAUCUCACACAACAUUUGGAGAAAUUUCUGCCCGAGAUUCUCAGCUGUAUACAGGACAAGGAGCAGGCACAGGCCAAGGCCAAAGGUCAUCAAGCAAUCAAAUUGGAGCCAACUACAAAUCCAACUCCAAUUCUACAAAAGCCGCACAUAACUCUUCCCCCCAAAAAGAAUCCCACAAACUUUGUCAAGUUGGAAGGUGCAUCUGGUGUCACUCUGCCUGCCAGUGUGUCCAUAUUGCCCGUAGAGCCAGUCAAGGAGUCGCCUCCGCCCGAGACAGAAACUGAAACUGAGACAAAUAUAAAUCUAUCGCCCGAUUUUCGAUUUCUAAUGAAGAUAUUGCCCAAAUUGGAGCAGCUUCCAGAACCGCACAAACAGAAUGUCAAGCGAUCCAUACAAAUCUUUGUCGAAGAAAGCUACAGUCACUAUGGCAAAAAGGAUUAGCUUAUCUUUUCUUUAGUAUUUAAUAUUCUUUAGUCCUUAGUCCUUAGCUUCCUGGCGAAUACAUUUUAACUAUCAUUUUGUAUUUUUUUUUUAAAUAUUCGUUGUCUAAGACUGAUGCAAAAUGAAACAUACAUACAUAUUUUUAUAGCACCGCAGAGCUGGUGCAAAAACCCUAGACAUAUAAGGUACAAAUUUUAUAUAUAUUAUAUAGAAGCCCGAUUAAACAGAGAAGGCAUAUACUUUUGUAAUGUAUUUGUAGCCAUAAAAGAAUGAAAUCUGAAUAGAAUAUACGAGAGCUUUUAAGCCAAGAACUGAA